Molecule: messenger RNA, 2344 nt
Organism: Heterotrigona itama
Lineage: Eukaryota; Metazoa; Arthropoda; Insecta; Hymenoptera; Apidae
Source: the annotation of a GenBank genome assembly
GAAUCGUAUACGGUCUCAGUAACACAGCAGGGGCUUCAUGGUAAAGUUUUGACAAGAAAGCAACGAUCUCUUUGCUGCUACCGAGAAUAACCGAGUUCCUUAGGUACCGCGGAGUGUUUAUAUCGUCGAUUCGGGCCACGGAGGUGUUCUGCGCUUCGUCAACCGAAGAGUUUACGAAGCGGUACCGAUUCACCUUCUCCUGUGUUUAACACCUUCUACUAAAGAAGCACGUGCCUCUUUGUUCUCCAAAAAAAGUACUUUUGUUUCUUCACGUGUGUAUUUCAGAUGUACAUAUAUAUAUAUAUAUAUAUAUACAUGUAUACGGUAUUUUGGAUGAACAAAACGAAAUAUCAAAUUAAGCACAAGUAAGAAGUGCUUAUUGUGUAUUCUAGUAAAAUGGAAUUUAAUCCUCCGUAAUGUCGUAAUGUUACAUAUUCAUGUAUUUACGGAGUGUAUCAUGUAUUUAAAGACUUUAUUUUCUCUGCUUAAUUGCUUCACUACUGCGAUGAAUUUAUAUUCACUAUAUAACGCACUAAAUGAUUUGUUUGUAACAAUCAUUUAGUUCCCAGAUUUUUAAUUGGAGUAAAGAAUAUACACAAUUAUAUAUAAUGAUAUUUCAAUAUAUAAUUAUUUUUCGAAAGAAGGAAUAUUACAAUCUAUUUACAAUUAUCGUUUAAUUAUUUUAUGUUUAUCUAAGUCAAGUGUUUUUAAUGCAUUACUUACAAAGCGAUCUGAUAGAUGUUGCUAGAACAAUCAUAAAUUUGAAGCUUAGUACUAGCAAAAUUUGUUGAUUGUUUGUUGGAAUGAAAGCGAUGCUGUAUUAUAUCUACGUAGACACGCAUUACUAAAAAAAAAAAAAAAAAACAGUACGUAUUUUAGAAUUCUAGGACACGACUUUAUAUAUUUCUACAAUUUUAGUAGACUUUUUAUAUUGUUUCAUAAAUAAAGUUUAUAUUUUAGAUUAAUGAGCUCAGAAUGAGAGUAACAAGUUAUCAAAAAAUACUACCAAAACCCAAAAUAGUUUUGAAAAGUCGAUUUGAAUUUUUAAAAAUAUGUAAUAUUAAUUUUUUUUUUAAUAUUCAAUUUACUGAAUAUAUGCGAUAUAUUUAACAUAAUUCAAUUUCAUUUAACUAGGUAUCAAUAUGCAAUUUCUUGACGAAUUGGGGACAAGAGGUCUACAACAUACAAAACAUUUACAACAUACAAUGUCAGCAGUAUGCAGUUAUCAAUGCAGCUAAACGAUGGGAUCAUUGUCAGAUAAAAAUGCCGCAAAUAUUUAGUCUCAAUUAGUCGUCGCGCGACUAUUUGUUUAUUUAAUACUCAGCAAAAUGAUCUGCUAAGAAAUGGUACUGAAAUGACUAACAAAGAUAAAUUGAAGAUCAUACGUUAUCACACGUAUUAGAUCAUACGUAUAUACAAGUCAAUGAAAAUUAAUUAAUUAAUCUUUUUAAAGCACGAUUUAGGGGAAGUUUGUUCACAAAUUUCAAAUCUUUCAUUUGCAUAAUUUUUCUCAGAAAUAAGGGACAAAUGUCGGCGGAUGCAGAAGAAUUCUCUUCCAAGUAAACGUAUUAGCCAACGCUUUCUCAGAGACUAAAAUGUAGAUCAAGUACCGGCGGGCGCCAGGAAAUUCAAGAAACUCGAAACCAUCACCACUGGGACAAUGCUUUCUCAGCACAACUAAGGGAAACACAUCUUCCAGGGACUUCUUCCAUCUUCAAAGGACGAUUAGACACGGAUGAGAUUAUAUAUUGUUAUUCUUGACUUGGAUUAUUCAACACGUAAAAUUCGAUACCCAAAUCGGUGAGGGUGAUUCCUGCUUCAACUCGAGGGCCCACAUAUGUUGCGGCCAGCCAGUUCGUCCUUUACUUUUCGACGAUUCCUCGGAUCCGAAACCGGACGCCUGCUGUAAAUACGACUCGUUCUGCAAUGAAAAAUCGAACAUGCAUACAAACAACGUCUAUUAUAAUAUAUAUAUGAUGUUUAAAUUAUAUUUAUAUUUUUUAUUAUCAUACAGAUGUACAUACACCUUCACGUUACUAUAUUACACUUUUAUACUGCGUUUCAUGUAUGUGAAUUGUAUUUAUCUAAAGUUUGAAUGUUUGUAAUUUUUCCUCGUGUAAUUCUUUUCUUUUCCUUUGUAGUGAUGAUGGGUGAAUUAAAGGUCGAUGAUCUUGGAAGUAAAGAAGAUCUUUAGGUGAAUCGAAAAAUCACAGGAAAUAGAAAAAAAAAAACCACAAAACUACAGAGUGGCAAACAAUAUCUCUGAAAUUUAAGUUACGAAAACAAUCCAAACUAUGAUAGUUAAAUAUUUUCUUUCCCGCGAAAGGUUUCUUUCUAAACUUAA